AUGACCGCCGGCGCCGCCCCUCCUCCCCAAAUCCUCCUCGCCAUGUCCGACCUCGGCUUCCGCGUCACCCACACAUACGGCCUCUCCGAGACCUACGGCCCCUCCACCGUCUGCGCGUGGAAGCCCGAAUGGGACUCCCUCCCCCCGUCCACCCGCGCCCGCCUCAACUCCCGCCAGGGCGUCCGCUACGUCUCCCUCGAAUGCCUCGACGUCGUGUCCACCACUCAGGACGCGACACCUGUCCCUCCCGACGGGAAAACCGUGGGCGAGGUCGUGUUCAGGGGCAAUGUCGUCAUGAAAGGGUACUUAAAAAAUCCGAAGGCCAACGAAGAGGCGUUUGCGGGCGGGUGGUUUCACUCGGGGGAUUUGGGGGUGAAGCAUCCGGACGGGUACAUCGAGAUUAAGGAUCGGUCGAAGGAUAUUAUUAUAUCGGGUGGGGAGAAUAUAAGUAGUGUGGAGGUGGAGAAUGUUUUGUAUGGGCAUUCGGGGAUUUUGGAGGUGUCGGUUGUGGCGCGGCCGGACGAGCGGUGGGGAGAGUCGCCAUGUGCAUUUGUGACGUUGAAGCCCGGGGUUGAUGCGAGUGACGAGGAUAUAUUGAGGUUUGCGAAGUCGAGGAUGCCGGGGUAUUGGGUGCCGAAGUCGGUUGUGUUUGGGGAGCUGCCGAAGACGGCGACUGGGAAAAUACAGAAGCAUUUGUUGCGGGCGCGGGCGAGGGAGAUGGGGCCCGUUANGUGUAAGUAG
Messenger RNA from Striga asiatica, 741 nucleotides. The record is from the annotation of a GenBank genome assembly. Lineage: Eukaryota; Viridiplantae; Streptophyta; Magnoliopsida; Lamiales; Orobanchaceae.